Messenger RNA from Cotesia glomerata, 1141 nucleotides. It is a transcript of the gene Txl, whose product is annotated as thioredoxin-like protein 1. The record is from RefSeq and is a predicted model, not a curated record. NCBI's taxonomy places the organism in Eukaryota, Metazoa, Arthropoda, Insecta, Hymenoptera, Braconidae. The transcript has 4 exons. The coding region runs from base 102 to 986 and encodes 294 amino acids.
AUGAAUAUGCCAGUCAUUCAAUCAACCGCAUCAUCACAUUGAGUACAAUUGAAUAUUUUAAAUCAAAGUUUAAUAAUUAAAAAAAUAAAAUAAUAAUAAAAAUGGGUUUAGUACGUGGAUUGGAGCAUGAUCGAAAUUUCCAAACUGAAUUAGCCAGUGCUGGAACAAAACUUGUGAUUGUCGAUUUUACAGCAACUUGGUGUGGACCGUGUCAGAGAAUAGCUCCAGCCUUUCAGCAGUUAUCAACGAAAUAUCCGAAUGCAGUAUUUUUGAAAGUAGAUGUUGAUAAGUGCGCUGAGACAGCGGCUAGCCAGAAUGUCAGCUCGAUGCCAACAUUUAUAUUUUAUCGCAACCGGACUAAAAUUGACAUGUGCCAGGGUGCUAAUGCAACCGAAUUAGAGGCUAAAAUAGUUGAACACUAUGGAAGCGGUGGUGCUGGUGGUGCUGGUGAUGAUGAUGACGACACUGAAGCUGUUGCUGGACAUAUGGACUUAUCCUCAUUUAUAAUUAAGAGCCAAUGUGAAUGCUUGAAUGAAUCAGACGACCAUAAUCUAGAGCACGGUUUAACUGCCGAAGGUUCUGGUUAUCUUGAAAGCGAUUGCGACGAACAGUUGAUUAUUUCAAUAACAUUCAGACAAGCGGUCAAAAUUCAUUCAUUGAAAAUAAAAGCCCCAACUGAUAAAGGCCCUAAAAAUUUAAAGCUCUUCAUCAACCAACCGAGGACUAUUGAUUUUGAUAUGGCUGAUUCAAAUACUUCAAUACAAGAUUUAACGUUAACACCUAAAGAUCUCGAAGAAGGGUCUCCAGUACCACUGCGUUAUGUUAAAUUCCAAAAUGUAAUGAAUUUACAGAUAUUUAUUAAAGAUAAUCAAGGUGGUUGUGAAACAACCCAAAUAAAUCAUUUAGCAAUUUACGGUUCACCGAUUGUGACAACAAAUAUGGGAGAUUUCAAGCGUGUAGCCGGAAAGAAAGGAGAAAGCCAUUGAUCAUCAUAAAUGUAUUUUAAUUUUUUUUUUUAUAAAUUAUCCGUUUCGUCAAUAAUAUCAUCACAAUUAUUAAAUUUACUAAAUUUUUUAGUUACAAUUAGUUGAAACAAAAAAAAAAAAAAAAUUCAUUCUUUGUUGCAUUUUAAUAUUAAUUA